AUGUCCUCACGACUGCCAACGGAAGGAGAGGCGGUGCGGCAGCGCAAGCAAGCACAAACACACGCGUCGCAGCAUGGAAGGCAGGAGAGCUCGGAAACGAUCGAGUUGAUCCCUUCCAUUGCACAUCCCUGCUCUAAGCAAGAUAUAAGCCUGCAUGCGAAAUCAAGUAUAGCUCUGUCAAAUAUGAACUAUAAUGGUGCUUUGUCGAAGCUUACUAAAGGAGACAAGCAGAAUAUAGCACUGCUGGUGUGUUUGUACUUACUUCAAGGUAUCCCCAUAGGCCUGGCUUUUGGGUCGGUCCCGUUCCUACUCAAACAGCACCUGUCCUUUAGUGAUAUAGCCAUCUUCAGCUUCGCACAGUAUCCAUAUAGUCUGAAAAUACUCUGGUCUCCGAUUGUGGACGCAGUAUACCUUGGUAAUAUAGGGAGGAGGAAAUCAUGGAUCAUCCCAGCACAAGUACUGUGUGGACUACUGUUCCUGACGAUCGGACAGAGCAUCGAUACGAUUAUUGUUGAUCCCGAGCUGGAUAUCUACUAUUUCACAUCCAUUUUCGUGCUGCUCAUAAUAUGCGCCGCCACUCAGGACAUUGCUGUAGACGGAUGGGCGUUGGAGCUACUUCCUCCAGAACACCGAGAAUACGCAUCGACAUGUCAAACAAUUGGAUUGAACAGCGGCUACUUCUUAUCAUUCACCGUGUUCCUGUCUUUCAAUUCGGCCGAGUUCUGCAAUCGGUUCAUAAGAAGCGAGCCUUCAGAGUUGGGCUUGUUGCAGUUGGGGUCCUACAUGCAAUUCUGGGGUCUGUUGAGUAUACUUGUCAGCCUUUGGCUGCUCGUGGUGAAGAAAGAGCAGCCCACUAAGGUGGACAUGACUGUACACGAGUCGUAUAGUCUUACUGGACUUCCCCUGUCAGAUAUUUCUGGGUAUUUGGGCCGCAAGGUGGUCCCGGGGUUCUCGGCCUACCCGUCCAUGGCUGUAUGCACAGGUAACUAUGUCUCUGCGCGUCUUUAA
This is a messenger RNA of Sphaeroforma arctica JP610, 1008 nucleotides long. RefSeq lists its product as hypothetical. Gene Ontology annotation, molecular function: acetyl-CoA transmembrane transporter activity. Gene Ontology annotation, cellular component: membrane. Bases 1 to 1008 code for a protein of 335 amino acids. The record is from RefSeq and is a predicted model, not a curated record. Lineage: Eukaryota; Ichthyosporea; Ichthyophonida. The transcript is spliced from 3 exons.